AUGGUUGUAAGGAAGGUGGGGAAAUAUGAGGUGGGGAGGACAAUUGGAGAAGGGACAUUUGCGAAAGUGAAGUUCGCGCAGAAUACGGAGACUGGAGAGAGCGUCGCCAUGAAAGUCCUCGAUCGCUCCACCAUCAUCAAGCACAAGAUGGUCGAACAGAUUAAGAGGGAGAUAUCUAUAAUGAAGCGUGUCAGACAUCCAUAUAUUGUUCGUCUACAUGAGGUCAUAGCAAGCCGGACGAAGAUCUACAUUAUCUUGGAAUUUAUCACAGGUGGCGAGUUGUUUGAUAAAAUAGUUCACCACGGGCGACUCAGUGAAUCUGAAUCUCAAAGAUACUUCCAACAGCUCAUUGACGGUGUAGAUUAUUGCCACAGUAAGGGAGUCUAUCAUAGAGAUUUAAAGCCUGAAAAUCUUCUACUAGAUUCACAAGGAAAUCUUAAAAUAUCUGACUUUGGACUUAGCGCAUUUCCUGCAGAAGGAGUUAACCUUCUCCGAACAACUUGUGGUACUCCUAAUUAUGUUGCGCCAGAGGUACUUAGUCAUAAGGGCUACAAUGGUGCUUUGGCUGAUAUCUGGUCAUGCGGUGUCAUUCUUUAUGUUCUUAUGGCUGGUUAUCUACCAUUUGAUGAAGUUGAUCUAACAACGUUGUAUGGCAAGAUAGAGAAAUCAGAGUUUUCUUGCCCGUCCUGGUUUCCAGUUGGAGCAAAAUCCUUGAUUCAUCGAAUAUUAGAUCCAAAUCCUGAAACGCGCAUUCGUAUAGAAGAGAUCAGAAAUGAUGAGUGGUUUAAAAGGGGCUAUGUUCCUGUAAAACUUGCUGAAAGUGAAGAAGUUGAUUUGGAUGAUGUCAAUGCUGCUUUUGAUGAUCAUGAGGAAGAACUAUGUAAUGAGCAAUGUGGGAACGAGGAUGUGGGCCCUCUGGUUCUGAAUGCGUUUGAUUUGAUUAUUCUGUCUCAAGGAUUAAACCUUUCAGCAAUAUUCGAUCGCAGGCCGGAUUCAGUGAAACACCAAACCCGUUUUGUUUCACAGAAGCCUGCAAAGGUUGUUUUAUCGAGUAUGGAAGUUGUUGCUCAAUCAAUGGGCUUCAAGACACACAUUCGUAACUAUAAGAUGAGGGUGGAAGGUCUUUCUGCAAAUAAGACUUCGCAUUUCUCUGUAAUUCUGGAGAUUUUUCAAGUUCCUCCUACAUUUAUCAUGGUUGACAUUCAGAAAGCAGCUGGAGAUGCUGAUGAAUAUCUUAAGUUUUACAAGAACUUCUAUAACAACCUUGAUGAUAUUAUCUGGAAGCCCCCUGAUGAAACGAGCAAAUCGAGGAUUACCAAAACUAAGAGUAGAAAGCGAUGA
This is a messenger RNA of Fraxinus pennsylvanica, 1341 nucleotides long. Lineage: Eukaryota; Viridiplantae; Streptophyta; Magnoliopsida; Lamiales; Oleaceae. The record is from the annotation of a GenBank genome assembly.